AUGGCGUCACUAACCAGCAGCGAGGUGCGCACUAUCGUGGCCGACGCAGACGGUGAUCUGAUCCUGGAAGUCGGCAAAGAGCACACUCAGAAUGAAGAAACCAAAGCCGACCUAGACGGCGACCUGAUCCUAGAAGUAGACAAAGAGGACGGCCAGGGUGAUGAAAACGAAGAGGGAGAGGUGCAAGAACAGGAAAAGUCGACACCGAAAAUGGCACGAAUUCUGGUAUCAACCAAGGUUCUUACACUGUCAUCGCCGGUGUUUAAGACCAUGCUCUCUGGAAAUUUCCGCGAGGCUCAGCUCCCAUUCAGCAAGGAGAGCCCACCAAUCCUGAGGCUGCCUGAAGACGCUCCUGGGCCUACAGGCCUUCUAUGUAGGGUCCUGCACUACGACAAUGAGGCCCUACAGGACGUCUCGUUUGACGGAAUAUACGCACUUGCAACUGUUAGCGAUAAGUACGACUACAGCAAUGCCAUCAAGCCCCUGUUUAGGCAACACCUCUAUUCCGGUCGGAGAGAAAUCACCAUGUACGACUGGAUCCAUACAGUCAACACCGCAUACCUUUUCAAUGACGAAGAUGCAUUCUACCGACUUUCUCAAAGCGCAGUACGAUAUGUAGACCACAACGCGUUAAGUGGGCUUGCCUUACGCAAGCCUCCUCUCCAGGUGCAAGAACAACAUUUCAUAGGUGAGCUGUCUACCGCGGUCGUUCAUGAUUCCUGGAUGUGCGACUGA
This is a messenger RNA of Exophiala dermatitidis NIH/UT8656, 735 nucleotides long. RefSeq lists its product as uncharacterized. The record is from RefSeq and is a predicted model, not a curated record. The coding region runs from base 1 to 735 and encodes 244 amino acids. The transcript has a single exon. Lineage: Eukaryota; Fungi; Ascomycota; Eurotiomycetes; Chaetothyriales; Herpotrichiellaceae.